This is a messenger RNA of Episyrphus balteatus (marmalade hoverfly), 1470 nucleotides long. RefSeq names its product probable methyltransferase-like protein 25. The transcript has 3 exons. The record is from RefSeq and is a predicted model, not a curated record. NCBI's taxonomy places the organism in Eukaryota, Metazoa, Arthropoda, Insecta, Diptera, Syrphidae. Bases 1 to 1467 code for a protein of 488 amino acids.
AUGUCAACUAAAGAAUUACGAUCGAGUUUGCAGGCAAUACUGAAAUAUUUAGGACCACAUUGGGAUUUUGUCAAUUGUCACAUGGUCAACUAUCUAACUGACAAUCAUUGGCAGACAUUUAUCCCGAAAAACAUACAAACAAAUGUUAAAGAUGUCAACGAUAUCGAUGAAUGUAUAAAUAUGGUUUUUUGGAAAUCCAUUGAAUCGAACAAGUUCGAAGAUGUGUGGAAUUUCUUUGAAGAAUCCAAGAAACUGCGUUUGGAAAACAUGAAACACAUCUUGACAACAGUUGAAGACUUACAUGGUAUUCUAGGAAAACAGGAAAUUGAGAGUUCACUGACUCUAAAAGAGUUUAUGAGCGAAAAGAAGAGGCAUGAGGUGGAAAUUACAGCAGACCUAGUUAACGAUCUAAUAGCCCAUCAAAAAGUCAAAAAAGAGAAUGACAUUUACAUCGUCGAUGCUGGAGAUGGCAAAGGUUAUCUCUCAUCUCGUCUAGCAUUGCAAUAUGAGCAUAAGGUUCUUGGCAUUGAUUUUAAGGAAACAAACACAGAAAACGCUGUCGAAAGAAACAAAAAGCUUCAACGUGCUUGGAAUGGUUUGACUGAACGAGCAGAGCUUCUUAGCCAAGGCAUUACUCCUCCAAGACGUGGCAAAAAGCAAAAGCCCACAACAGCUCCCGAUCCGAAACCAGAAAACUAUAAAACAACAAAUAAAUUCAUUACCACAGAACUACCUUUCAAAUCUCUUAUAAGGGAACAUUUCAAUCUACCGAUAGAUUCAAGUCCAUCGCUCUGCCUCACAGGAUUACAUACUUGUGGAAAUCUUGCUUCAACAUGUCUUCAAGUCUUUUCUGCCCAAAAAGACUUUCGAGUACUCUGUAACAUCGGUUGUUGCUACCAUUUACUGAAAGAGGAAUUCUCAACCGAUGAAUUAUUUGGCAACAAAGAAUCAGAUCAGCAAUUAGACAUUGGAUUUCCAAUGAGUGACUUUCUUAGAAGUCAGCGGAUAAAAAUGGGAAGAAAUGCAAGAAUGUUGGCAGCACAAUCUAUUCAUAGGACUCAGGAUGCCAAAGAGCUUCCAAAUAAAUCAUUAUUUUAUAGAGCUUUAUUGGAGGUGUUGAUUGUAGAACGAGAUCCAAGUCUUAAAGAUACCGUGCAAGUGGGGAAGAUUAAAAAAUUCAAUAACUUUAAAGAAUACAUUGGAUUGUGUAGUAAAAAAACGAAUUUAGAACUUGAAACAAUUAGCGAAGAAGAUAUUGAACGAGUGGAGAAAAAGUAUGCUGAACAAUCAAAAUUCCUUGAUUUGUUUUAUCUUCUACGAAUGGGAUUUGCUCCUGUUUUAGAGACCCUAAUUAUUUUAGAUCGACUCUUGUUUUUAAGAGAAAAAGGCUUCGAUAGUAGUUAUGUUAUUCCUCUGUUUGAUCCAGUUAUAUCUCCCAGACAUUUUUGUAUUGUUGCUAUGAAAUAGAUU